AUGCCAGACACCUCAGAUGACGGAUUCAGCUGGAUGGACGAGGCGCCCCCUGCUGAGGACCGAUGCUGCCGCCACCGGAUCACAUGCACCUCAACGGCGACACUGUCCCCGCUGCUGCUGCUGCUCAACAGGACGGCUCACGAGAGUGGCUCUCCAAAUCAGUGGGAUUGUCCAGAGAAGAGCAGAUCCCUCAGCUCAGAGGGGCACCAUGUGGCCCAAAGAGACAUGACCCAGCUGGACCCGUCCAAAGCUGAAUGCUCCUGGAUGGACGAGAGGAGGGGCAGAGACCGGACCCACCGGACAUCAGAGUCCAGAGGAGAGAGGGAACACGAGAGUGGCUACUUCUCUCCAGACCGAAGAGGUGAUGGUGAGCGGCAGAUGGAGGAGGUCAAGAAGCGGUCGUAUCGUUACUCCGAGCGGGGGCAUCCUCUUCCCAGCAACUAUGUUGCCGAGCCAAAAGCCUGCGUCCCCUACAGGAACGUCAACCUCGAUCGCUACAAGCUCGCAAAGUCCCCUGUGGGAACUCAGCGGAGGAGCUCCCUCUCCAGGAGUCAGGCCCGGUCCCACGACUCCUCUCCGCCUCCGUCGCAUGGCCGUUCUCGGCACGCAUCCAGCAGGUCCAGUCCAUCUCGCAGGAGGGAGUCCGUUGCCUGUCUGACCGCCUCGCCCUCUCGAGCCACCCCUUCCCACAGACACGCAGACACUUUCCAUUUGCAGAACGGUGUGUGCGAUGAUCAAAGGAGGUGCAGCCGGGACUUGAGGAGUCCAUCCCAAUCUUCAAACUUACACAGUUUGGACUCUGAGAAGCUGUACAGGAAUCUGGAGUGCAUCUCUCGCCGAGGCUCCUCGGCCAUCCAGCAACAUUCGUACGAGGGAUCCCAAGCAUCUCCUCGAACCAGAACGGCCGUCAACAGUCCGGCGGACACUCGCAACAGCCGUGAGUUAUCCCCGUCCAGGAACGGCUACAGUACACACAGCCACACCCCACAGAGGGAGCCCCAGUCCAGAGACAGCAGACCGAGUCCAACUCAAGGCUCCUGGCAAGAGUCAUCACACUCUUUACUCAGCCUCCCAACCUCUCGCUGUUCCUCAUCAAGACGAGGUGCGGACCCUCAGAUGUUUGGCGGUUCACUUUCACUUGCAAUCGCAGAACCCGUCAAAGGCCAUGAGGGGAACAAUCAGGUCAGCGGUGAGCGAAGCAGGAGCACCGUGAGGCGAGGCAUGGAGGCCUUGUUGAUCUGUGAACCCAAGAAGGCUGCAGUAGAAACAGAAGAGGGGAGGAAACACUGGUUUGUUCUGGGUGACGCCUCACUGAGGUACUACAGAGAUGCAGAUGCUGAGGAGUCAGAUGAUCUGGAUGGAGAGAUCAACCUGACGUCCUGUGUGAAUGUGUCAGACUGCGAUGUGGAGAAGAACUAUGGACUCCAGAUACAAACAAAGAGAGCAGUGUUCACUCUCUCCAUUACGACCUCCAGAAUACGGCGGAACUGGGUGAAGUUACUAAAGCAGGCGAUCCAGAACAACACGCACCAAUCAGAUACUGGCAGCAAGAAAGAGAACCCCCUCUCCCGGAGACCGUCGUCAUGCCAACCCCCUGCUCGGUUCACCUGCGAGGACUCCGGCUAUGAACCGACCACUUCCACCUCCGGCGCCACGGCCUCAAACCCCCAUCAGGCCGACCACCACCACCACCACCAGACCGCAGACCGGGAUCUGGACUUGUCUCCGUCCAGUCAGAGAGAAGAGGGGGAGGGCUGGGACCACGAGCAAGCCAAGCGAUUGGAGGAGAGGAACAAGUGGUUUGAGAAAGGGGUCCCCUUCAGUGAGAUGGGCAGCAGGUGGGACUCCAUGGAUCUGAAAAGGGGGAGGGUACUUGAUCCCGUCUCUGAGACCAUGGACUCAGACGUCAGCAGGAAGUGGGUAGAAUUUGAGACGUUGACAUUCAGGGAAAUGAGCCCUCAGUCUCUCAUUGGAGCUCAGACGUAUCAAUCGAGCCCAGAAGAGGCAGAACGGCCUGCCACCGGAUCACCAACUGAUAUAUCCAGCCCAUCCGUAAAUGGAGCUCAAACUAUUCAAACAAAUAAAGAGGAAGCUCUUCAAAGGGAGGCCGUCUCUCUUCGAAAGCAGGUGGAGAGCGUCAAGAGGGAGCGCGCAGCCAUGGGGGUCGAGGUGGACAGCCCGUGUGGGCCCGGGGCCCCCUGCAGGGCCCGGCUAGAAGCCAUGGAAGCGGCCCAUCGGAGAACUCUGCAGGAGCUGCAGGAGACGAACGCGAGGGUGAUCGGGGAGCUGGAGGAGCGGAGUGACAGGAUGCUGCGGGAGGAGAGCCAGGCGGCCGCUAGAGCUGUGGCGGCGCUGCGGGCGGCUCACGCAGAGGAGAGGGCGGCGGAGCGCACCAGGAGGCUGACCGGAGGAGCCGGACACCCGGACGCUUCACGCGGAGGCCACAUGCCCCGGGCGGACGCCUCGCCCGGCGAACUGGAUGUGCUGUCCGAGCGCUACACCCAGAAGUGCCUGGAGCUGCGCCGCGCCGAGCAGAACGGCCGGGACCGAGAGGCCGAGCUGGAUCUCAGGGAGAGCGAGCUGGAGCAGCUCAGAAGCGAGAACCAGGAGCUGAAGGCCCGACUGGCGGAAGAGAUCAGCCGCAUGCGCCAUUUCAUCACAGGGCAGAGGUUGGACACGGCCUCUGUCGGCAGCGCCGGGCGCACGGCGUCUGAGUUAGAGACAUUACUCAGAGCGAAAGACAACGAGGUGCAGUAUCUUAAACAGGAAGUUGGCUGUCUGCAGAGCGAAGUGCAGUCGCUCACAAAGGUACAUGUCACGGUCAGACCUCUCCUCUGGUGUUGUCGAACGCUCACAACUUUAAAAACAUCAGCUGACGUGUCCACCGCACUUGUUUCCCACCCUUUGCUCCAGGAGAAAGCAGCGGCCUACGAGCGUUACAAGGAGGCGUACGUGGAGCGGAGUGGUCGCUGCCAGCUGGAGACGGGUUCUCUCAACGAACACUUGAGACUGGCCAACGCCGCCCUGCAGGAGGACGCGAGGCCUACCUGACCAAUGAGGAUAAACGAGGAAUAAUGGCGCCGAGCUGGUGUAAAAAUUGUUUAAAGGAUACAACGAAAUCAUGACAUUGCAAUAACGACAUGUGCCGUUGUGACUGAGAAGAAUCAGAAAAAGUCAGAAAGAAACCACUGUGCAAAGACUGUGAAGCGCAAAUAACAACAAGUGUUCAUCCACGUGUAAUCGACUCCCUUUAUUGAGUUGUCAUACAAACAUGCAAACAAGAGUGAAGGCAUAACUAGUCGUUUUGAUAGCUUCACAUGAUAUGAGAUUUCAACUGAGUGAAUUUAGGAAAAACAAUGAUGAAUAGCAGAGGGGAGAGGGAGGAGACGGGUGGAGGGAUGUCAAAUGUGCCCCAUCUUCCCAAUCUUCCUUGUGCCGGCUGGUGUGCUCUCACUCGAUAUUGCAAAGCACCCUGUUGAUGUGAAUUUAAAAAUAAAUUAACUGUCAUCUUUCUACACCCUUCA
Messenger RNA from Pseudoliparis swirei, 3524 nucleotides. RefSeq names its product TRIO and F-actin-binding protein-like. Gene Ontology annotation, biological process: positive regulation of substrate adhesion-dependent cell spreading; actin filament organization. Bases 1 to 3051 code for a protein of 1016 amino acids. Gene Ontology annotation, molecular function: actin filament binding. The record is from RefSeq and is a predicted model, not a curated record. The transcript is spliced from 14 exons. NCBI's taxonomy places the organism in Eukaryota, Metazoa, Chordata, Actinopteri, Perciformes, Liparidae. Gene Ontology annotation, cellular component: actin cytoskeleton.